GUCAUUCGAUGAGAGUAGUGUCUCUACGACAAUCGAGCGUGCUGGUGGUGGUAGGAAUUGUGGUUGUUGUGGUAGAGAUGAGGUGGAGAAGAAUUGCAAUCAUACUCUUCAUGGGGGCAGUUGCAAUCACUAUUAUCCUGUGCAGCCGCUUCACAGGGAACGAUGGACUCUACACGACACUUGAUGGGUUAAUUAAUGGUUUAGACAACGAAACAACUCCGAAAGCAGAAUUUGUCAUCAUCUUUUGCGAAGCAUCUUCGAACAAUCUUGGGAUUCUGGAAGUGAACUUAACCCGUCACCUGCGACAGAUCAGCGUCCUGCUUAAGUCAGCCGCGGCACUUACCUCCACUACCCUUAAAUUCAACAUCAUCACUGACACCACCGAGAUGUACCACGAUAUCAUCAACGUCACCAGAUCCUGGCCUGAGGCAUACCGUUCUCGCCUCAUCUUCGAUAACACCCGGGUCUUCUACCCUCCAAAGACGGAGGAAAUGCGGGACAUGUUUCGACCAUGCGCCACAGAAAGGCUUUUCUUACCACAGAUUUUCCCGCAGAAAGAUGCUCUCAUCUUCCUAGAUACGGAUCUCCUUUUUAUGCAGCCUCCGGAGGAUUUAUGGAAGGAGUUUCAGAACUUCGAGGAGCGCCAUAGUGUGGGAAUAUCGCCAUGCCUCUACAUGUAUGGACCAGGUUUCAAAAAGUUCCCCACCUUCGGCAGCAGUGGGGUCAACGCUGGGGUCAUCCUUAUGAACCUGACCCGCCUGAACCACUUCCCUUUGGGCUGGUUGAGUACCAUCGUGAACGUCACCAGGCGCUACAAGGGCAUGCUGAAAUUGGCCGAUCAGGAUAUUCUGAACAUAAUCUUCAGCAGGGAAAGGUCAAAUCGACUGUACGAAUUAGGAUGUGAAUGGAACUACAGACAGAUGGUUUGUUCAGAGGGGUGGAACAAGUGCCCAGGUGCCGCUUCUAGAGGGGUGGCACUCCUCCACGGUGCCGCCAUGACCUUCAUGAAUGGCCAGGAGAGACAGCUUCAGGCUGUGUUCGAGGCGUGGGAGAAGUACCAGUUAGAGCGGCCUUUGACGGAGCUGCUGGAACUAUUGGAAACUGCUCUGGAUAGUCAAGGCUCUACUGAAGGCUGCGGAAAGCUCUCUAACAUCAAGAGCAUACUCAUAAAAGGACUAGAACGUCAUAUUAGACUACAGGAUAGGGAAAAGAUCCUUAAACAUUGUAAAUCAUGACGGUGUGUGAAUUAACAAAGAUUGAAGAUAAUGUAACUCUCUGUGUAUAUAAUAUCUGAGUCAUGCAGUGCAUAAUGAUAUUGUGAUUUAAUACAAAAAACUUUGCUUUUGUAUUAAAAAAUUUGAGACUUUGUCCUCUGUAUAUUUAAAUUAUUUGAGGGUAAAGUUAAAUGUAAUUA
Molecule: messenger RNA, 1414 nt
Organism: Procambarus clarkii (red swamp crayfish)
Lineage: Eukaryota; Metazoa; Arthropoda; Malacostraca; Decapoda; Cambaridae
Product: glucoside xylosyltransferase 1
Biological process (GO): protein O-linked glycosylation via N-acetylgalactosamine
Molecular function (GO): UDP-xylosyltransferase activity
Source: RefSeq, a predicted model, not a curated record